Xiphophorus hellerii (green swordtail) is the source of this 3904-nucleotide messenger RNA. Its product is annotated as galanin receptor type 2. Gene Ontology annotation, biological process: G protein-coupled receptor signaling pathway. The transcript is spliced from 2 exons. The record is from RefSeq and is a predicted model, not a curated record. Gene Ontology annotation, molecular function: G protein-coupled receptor activity. NCBI's taxonomy places the organism in Eukaryota, Metazoa, Chordata, Actinopteri, Cyprinodontiformes, Poeciliidae. Gene Ontology annotation, cellular component: plasma membrane. Bases 817 to 1827 code for a protein of 336 amino acids.
AGUUAAAAAAAUACCACAUUUUUAAGAGUAAUGUCACAACUGUGAAACCUGUGAUAACGUGUGCCAUUAAGGAUAUAUUUCUUGAUUUUUAUUUUGUUUUAUCACAGAUCACUUUUCUGGUGAUGUAGAAAGUCUUUGACUCAGAAAAAUGUAAACUGAUGAAUUUUCUCUUUUUUGUAAAUAUGUAUGGUUAGUGCGUUUCAGUUUAUUUUAAUAGAAAUUGGUUAAAUAAUCGUUUUUAAAAAACAAUGUGUUCUCAGUUCUGAUUUUACUCCCUCUUCCUUAUUUUAUUUCAUAUUUUUUUCUAAAUAAUUUUGUCUUUACCUAAUGUUUGUGCAGAGAUGCAAUUUGUCCACAAGAGGGCAGGAUUACCUCAUUUAUUAAUUCAGGCUGGAGCCGCAGAUUUCUCUCUUUUCUUCAAAGCAAAACCUGCUCAUUGUAGACAACUUCUUUGAGUAAAGUGACUAAUUAACAUUAAUUUUAGUUGGUAUAACACCAUAUCUGUCUUCUCAAUAUUAUUUUAGACAUGUUUGUAUUUUCUACGCGCUUUUCUUUAAAUAAAACCCAUUUCCUGUUUGUUUGAGCAGUGUCUGACUGUACUUGAUUUUUUCAUUCGCCGCAACGGUUCAGACAUCUUCAGUUUGGGAACAUCAGAAGAUGGGAGCCUCUCUCUCUGCGGCAUACGGCAUAUCGUAGCUAAAUCCACUCGGAUCUGUGGUCUGGGUGCAGUGCGUAAUGAGCUGUGCGCCUCCAGGAGCCGCGCAUCGACGCUGCUGUGCGCAAACCAAACCAACUGAACCAAAAUAGUAGAGAAACAUGAAUCUGUCCUCCACGAACUCCUCUGCGUGGAAAGCGGAGUCCGUGCUGAUUUCGGUGGGAUUUUCUCUCAUCUUUCUGCUUGGCAUCGCGGGGAACUCUCUGGUCCUUGCAGUUCUUUGUCGCAACGGACAGAUGAGCACCAAGACCACCAACAUGUUCAUCUUCAGUCUCGGGGUGGCCGACCUCUGCUUCAUUGUUUUCUGCGUGCCGUUCCAAGCGACCAUCUACACCCUGGAUCAGUGGGUCUUUGGUCCGGUGCUUUGCAGAGUCGUGCACUUCAUCAUCUUCCUCACCAUGUACGCCAGCAUCUUCACACUGACCGCCGUUUCCCUGGACAGGUAUUUAGCCAUAUGUUACCCACUUCGCUCCCGGCAGAUGAGGACUCCAAAGAACGCCCUCAUCUCCAUCUGCCUGGUUUGGUCUUUGGCUUUGGUUUUCUCCACACCAUACCUUAGCUACUUCUCUCAGAUGGACCUUGAUGGCACCUUGCUGUGUAUUCCUGCCUGGGAGCCCAGACCUCGCUUCAUAAUGGACUUGUGGACCUUCAUCUUUGGAUACCUCAUCCCCGUCCUGGUGCUCAGCCUCACAUACGCUCGCACCAUCCGCUACCUGUGGACCAGCGUAGAUCCUGUCAAAGACAAGUCAGAGUCAAGGCGUUCCAAGCGGAAAGUCACCAAAAUGAUCCUGAUUGUGGCUGCUCUAUUCUGUCUCUGCUGGCUCCCUCAUCACCUCGUCAUCCUCUGCAUGUGGUUCGGACAAUUCCCCCUCAACCACACAACAUACGCCCUACGCAUCCUCUCCCAUUUGGUGGCCUACGCCAACUCUUGCCUCAAUCCCAUCGUCUACGCACUUGUCUCCAAGCAUUUCCGCAAAGGUUUCCAGAAGGUCUUCAGCUGCUCGAGGACGAGGAGGGAGGAGAACAGGGUGCACGUCAUCCAGGCAGUGAACACAGUCAGCAAUAUUGAGACGAGACCCUCAGAGGAAGAAGCAGCUUCCACUGCAACCUGACAGAAGAGAAACUCUGAGAAACGUCUCUUAAAAAUGAUAAAUUCUGUAAAUAUUAUUGAUUUUGCUGCUAUUAAUAAUUGGUAAAAAAAAAAAAAAAAAGUGAAAAAGGAACUUUGAAGGAAGAUGCGGACUGUUUUUAUUUAUUAUUGUUGUUAAAAUUAUUCUCUGUGUUGGCAUAACCUUAGGUGUUAGACUAAAGGCUAAAAGGUUGUUCCUACCCAAAUGUAGUUUUAUCCAUUUGAUAAACACCAGCCUCAUGCAGGUAUAGAUUCUCAGUCACACAGGGCAUGACAGUCCUCAGUACUUAAGAAGGUAAUUGGACUUCUUUCUUGCUUCUGUUUAAUCUCUCAUCCUUGUUCCGAACUGAUGAAGCCUUUAGUUUCUGUUGUGAUUUUUUCUUUUGAUUCGACACACACUGGCUGUGUCUAUUUUCUAAGCAGUAUGGUGGAAAAUUACCAUGCUGAUAUUCUUGCGCAUAAAUAUUUGAAAAGACAAAUGUGGCACAUUCAGGUACCUGGAAAUUGUACCUAAAGACAGUCUAUUAUUUUAGAAUGAUUGUCUUUUGACAAAAUGUGUAAAUAUCUGGUUUCAACUACUGUAUAUAUAACAGGGUCCAUAAGAUGUAGAGGAUUUGUGAAUGGAAUGCCCAUAUCUUUUUAUGUAUUGCUCCAAUCUUGUGAAAUAUUAGGGACACUACUGAUAAAUGAGGCUGUGCAAAGUAUUAAUAGCAGAUGUGUUGAUAAAUUAAAUGUUUGAUUUUUCAAAACUUUUCAGUAAAAAAUUGAAGUCUUUUUACACAUACCUAAAAGUAAUACAAGUUUUCAAGUUCUGAGCCCAAUAACUAAGACAUACAGUUAUAAUACUCCUUUAUUUAAUCAGGUAAACCCCGUUGAGAUCUAGAUCUCAUUUUCAAGAGGGACCUGAGCAAAAAUUUGCAAUACAUAGCAGCCUGGUUACAGAUAAAAACAAUUAAUACAUAUGCAACAUAUGCACAAGUAUAAAACAAUAAAAACAAUUUAAAAACAAUGACACUGUUUCAUAGAAUCUUGUUGCCUAUCUAAUACAGUCACAUUUCCAGACCUCUGCGGUGCAUAAACAGAGGAGUCACCCCCUGCUGCCCAAUGUAGUGCAGAUCUAAUAGAAAUUUACUCUGACAGUUUUCUGAGAGCCUAAAAUAUCUGAAAAUGGUGAUUACUGUGAAACAUCUCACUGUGACUUAAAUAUAGGAAACAAACUACAUCUCUCUAAGCAUAUUAUGCAUCAUCAAUGUGGGGAAUAAAACACAUAUUAGCACACACAUACACAGACACUCAAUGUUUCCUUCACCUGCACUUGGGCUUUAAAUAUUUGUAAUCUAAGCAGUCACGCUGAGCCUCUCUGUGAGUCAUGUGUUCAAUUGGUCAAUGCUACAAACAGGAUACUCUGAUGGUUGUAACUGAGUAACUGAUCGGUAAAAAUAAACAUGCAAUGAUUCUCUGAUUGUGGUCAGAAAUCCUGACAUUCACUGCUGGUCCAGUCUCCUGAACAUCAAAGCAGUUCUAAGUAUAAAUAUUGCCAAUAUGGACCAGCUUUCACUACUGACUGACCAAUAAACUACGUAUUGCAUUUCAUCCAUCUGUCAUCUAUUCCUGGUAAUGCUUUUCUUGAUCUAUCUUGAGAGAAUUUAGAUGCGUUUGACAUCAGGAGGGCCGAUGGUAGAUGUAGGCGGCGUUGGAAUGUAACCAUAACGUUAUGUAAUUGGACAGAUUUUCUUAUAUGUUCAUGUCCGAACAUCUGCUGUGAUCAGCCUGUUGCGAGCGGGCCUCUAAAGCUGACUGAUUGUAAAAUGUCUGCAUGAUAUUGCUGCUGUUAUUAGUGUUCCUGCUUGCUCCUAAAAACUGAUGGAACAAUAAAAUGCUAGAGCAAUAUGUGAAAGUUAUGCAACAGGAAAUCCGAAAAGUAUUUAACAAGAAAAGACGCCUUAUUCUUUAGCUGACCAUCUAUUUUAGGCCAGGCUUUCAUUUUUCAGCUCUUUAGGAAUCAUUUUAUUGAAGCAAAAAUUGUAUUUUCCACCUGUGUUAUUGUUCUGAUUUUUUAA